Messenger RNA from Closterium sp. Yama58-4, 1110 nucleotides. The record is from the annotation of a GenBank genome assembly. NCBI's taxonomy places the organism in Eukaryota, Viridiplantae, Streptophyta, Zygnematophyceae, Desmidiales, Closteriaceae.
AUGCACUGUGAUGCAUGCUGUGCUGUGCUGUGCUGCAUGCUGUGCUGUGCUGUGCUGCAUGCUGUGCUGUGCUGUGCUGCAUGCUGUGCUGUGCUGUGCUGCAUGCUGUGCUGUGCUGUGCUGCAUGCUGUGCUGUGCUGUGCUGCAUGCUGUGCUGUGCUGUGCUGCAUGCUGUGCUGUGCUGUGCUGCAUGCUGUGCUGUGCUGUGCUGCAUGCUGUGCUGUGCUGUGCUGCAUGCUGUGCUGUGCUGUGCUGCAUGCUGUGCUGUGCUGUGCUGCAUGCUGUGCUGUGCUGUGCUGCAUGCUGUGCUGUGCUGUGCUGCAUGCUGUGCUGUGCUGUGCUGCAUGCUGUGCUGUGCUGUGCUGCAUGCUGUGCUGUGCUGUGCUGCAUGCUGUGCUGUGCUGUGCUGCAUGCUGUGCUGUGCUGUGCUGCAUGCUGUGCUGUGCUGUGCUGCAUGCUGUGCUGUGCUGUGCUGCAUGCUGUGCUGUGCUGCAUGCUGUGCUGUGCUGUGCUGCAUGCUGUGCUGUGCUGCAUGCUGUGCUGUGCUGUGCUGCAUGCUGUGCUGUGCUGCAUGCUGUGCUGUGCUAUGCUGUGCUGUGCUGUGCUGUGCUGUGCUGCAUGCUGUGCUGUGCUAUGCUGUGCUGUGCUGUGCUGUGCUGCAUGCUGUGCUGUGCUAUGCUGUGCUGUGCUGUGCUGUGCUGUGGUGCAUGCGUGCAGGGCAACACCUGUGAGGACCUGGCAGCCUACUUUUCUCUGGCGGACGCAUGUCCAUCCCCCGAGUGCACAGCAGCCUUUCAAGCCCUCAACCCAGGGGUGGACUGCAGCGCCUCCAGCAGCCCGCUUCCUCCCAACCAGGCAGUGUGUGUGGAGCGGCGAGCAGAGGCCGCAGGGCUGAUCCCAGUGUGCUCGCAUUACUACCUGGUGCAGAGCGGUGAGACGUGCGAGUCCAUCCGCAACGUGCCCAACCCGCCUCUCUCCCGUGUUGACUUCUUCCAUCUCAACCCCGGCAUCAAGUGUGACAGCCUAAUGUCACCCACCGAUGUUGGCACCUUCACUGGCUUUGAGGUGCGUCUUUGGCACCUCCGAGGCGUGUCUCUCAAUGUGAUGUGA